Penicillium taxi is the source of this 420-nucleotide messenger RNA. RefSeq names its product U6 snRNA-associated Sm-like protein LSm4. The record is from RefSeq and is a predicted model, not a curated record. The coding region runs from base 1 to 420 and encodes 139 amino acids. Gene Ontology annotation, biological process: spliceosomal snRNP assembly; P-body assembly; mRNA splicing, via spliceosome. The transcript is spliced from 3 exons. Gene Ontology annotation, cellular component: P-body; U6 snRNP; spliceosomal tri-snRNP complex. Lineage: Eukaryota; Fungi; Ascomycota; Eurotiomycetes; Eurotiales; Aspergillaceae. Gene Ontology annotation, molecular function: U6 snRNA binding.
AUGACUCAUCAGUUUUCCCGUUCAGGCUUCGUCACUGUUGGUGCGGAGCUCAGUAUUCUGGUGGUCGCCCACGGCUCUGGAGUUCUUGUGGAGCUCAAGAGCGGUGAAACCCUGAACGGCACCCUUGUUUCCUCCGAUGCGUUCAUGAACCUCGUCCUUUCGAAAGUGAUUCAGACCAGCCCCGACGGCAAGCAGUUUUUAGAACUGUCCGAAUCCUACGUUCGUGGUAGCAACAUCAAAUGUCUCCAACUCAGCGAUAAGGUCAUUGAUGAUGUCAAGAAGCAGGCGGAACAAAACUCAAACAGUCAUCAUCGCAGUGAUGGUCGUGGACGUGGACGUGGUGGCCGAGGACGUGGUGGUGACCGAGGACGUGGUGACCGCGGCCGCGGCCGUGGAGGACGGGGUGGUCCCCGUGACUAA